GCAUUUUGGAAGGUACCUAAAUGCUCGAGCGUCCACAAGACUGAGGACCCAAGAUGUCUAUGCUAGCUGAACCCCGAAGGAAACAAAAGUGGUCGGUUGACCCCAGGAACAGCACUUGGAGUAAAGAUGACUCUAAAUUUGGCCAGAAGAUGCUGGAGCGAAUGGGUUGGUCCAAGGGCAAGGGACUGGGAAGGAGUGAGCAAGGUUCUACAGAACAUAUCAAAGUAAAAGUUAAAAACAACAAUCAUGGGCUUGGAACCAAUGCAAGUCAUGAGGAUAACUGGAUCGCCCAUCAAGAUGACUUCAAUGAACUUCUUGCUCAGCUGAACAACCAUCAUGGUCAAACCCAGAGCAGCGAAGCUCCAUCCGAAGAGAAAAGGGGAUUCAGCUUAGAAGAGAAAUCAAAGACUUCUAAAAAGAGGGUCCACUACAUGAAAUUCACCAAAGGAAAAGACCUGUCCUCCAAAAGUGAAACAGACCUGAACUGUAUCUUUGGGAAGAGGUCGAGACUUGAAAAAGACCAAGAGCAGGAGAGCAGCAGCAGUGCCUCCCAGAGCGAAAUUGAGGAAAACGGGACAUCAAGUGCCGUGGAGUUGGAUACGGAGUCCAUCGCCAAGACUGUGACCAGCACUCUCACCAUGCAGGAGUACUUUGCCCAGCGAAUGGCUCAGCUGAAGAAGGCUCGUGGAAACCAGAGUGCAGCACUUGCAGCGGACUCUCAGGCGAAGGAAGAGCUUUCCGCAGGCCGCAUGAGCGAUGCAACAGAAGAGCCCAAGAAGAAAAAGAAGAAGAAAAAGAAGAACAAGGAACUUGUUGAGGAGGUGGAAGACGAGGAGAACGGCUCAUCUGUUGUAACUAAAGACAAAAAAAAGCAGGAGAAAAGGGGGACAGAAAAUCUAAAUGACACAGAUGAGAAGGGUGGCUCUGCAGAUGAACAUCUGCGUUCUUCUAAGAAGAGAAAGUCAAAGAAGAACAAAAAAGAAGAGCCAAUAAAAGAUUGUGAUUCCCCUGAAAGAAUGGAGAAGGAACAGGACUGUUUAGUUAUAGAGAAUGAUGCAGAGCAGAUGGAUAAAAAAUCUAAAAAGAAGAGAAAGAGGCAAAGUCAAGAUUAGGAUGAAGAUAAAAUGAGAUAUUCUUCACCUUCAAUGUUUACUCCUGUUUCUAAAUUGUCACAUUCAUGGAGUAAAUAGACAUAUAUUCCUCAAUAGACAAAUAAAAUAUGUUAAUCAGGAAAAAUCCUGUCAAUCAGGAGUUUACUGCAAAAAUGACAUGAUCUCCAAUAUUGAUGCAUAAGUCAAUUAAAAAAAAAUCUGCCUCAGUUAAAUCAUAAAUUUAAAGUAGGCAUCUUAGGUUUUUUCGGACACACCAUUUUCCAUAGAUUGAAAAUGGUUUAAAAAUGUUUCAAAAGACUACAAAAAUAUUAUAUUUACAAAUGUACUUGUUAAAACUUUUUGGAUGCAUGAAAUAUUUGACCCAAAUCUUUACAAAAAUGUCUGGAUAAAGUUUAAUCUCUGAAAAACGUCAAACUUUCAGACAUCACAUUAAAGUAUUUUGGGUUUUGUCGAAAUCAAAUUCAUUUUUGAAUAAAGGCAUUUUUUUGCAAAA
This is a messenger RNA of Oryzias latipes (Japanese medaka), 1605 nucleotides long. RefSeq names its product PIN2 (TERF1) interacting telomerase inhibitor 1 (gene pinx1). Gene Ontology annotation, molecular function: telomerase inhibitor activity; nucleic acid binding. The record is from RefSeq and is a predicted model, not a curated record. Gene Ontology annotation, cellular component: nucleolus. Lineage: Eukaryota; Metazoa; Chordata; Actinopteri; Beloniformes; Adrianichthyidae.